GAUCAUUGAGAUGAACAACAACAGUCCUCCUCUUACCUUCAAGCGGUUUCAGACCAUUGUGAGUCGACUGGAGUUGCCCAGGAGACCUCUGCCUCCCGUCACCCAGCAGCAGAUGGACAAAUGUCGCACCAAGAUAACCAACAACCACGACCAGCUGUACAGCAUACCCUCUCUGGAAGAGUUGGGCUUCAGGACGGUGGGUUUACCCUCAGCUGUGUGGACAGGAGGAGAAUCUGAGGCUUUGGACCGGCUCAACAAACAUCUUGACAAGAAGGUGUGGGUGGCUAACCUGGAGCACCCUCGGGUCAACACGUGCUCUCUGUACGCCAGUCCCACCGGCCUCAGCCCCUACCUGCGCUUCGGCUGUCUGUCCUGCAGGGUUUUGUACUACAACCUGCGAGAGCUCUACAUGAAGCUCCGUAAGCGCUGCAGUCCUCCUCUGUCCCUGUUUGGUCAGUUGCUAUGGAGAGAGUUCUUCUACACCGCUGCCACCAACAACCCCAACUUUGACCGCAUGGAUGCAAACCCCAUCUGUGUCCAGAUCCCGUGGGACCAGAAUCCAGAGGCACUGGCGAAGUGGGCCGAGGGCCGGACUGGUUAUCCCUGGAUCGACGCCAUCAUGACCCAGCUGAGACAGGAGGGCUGGAUCCACCACCUGGCCCGACACGCCGUGGCCUGUUUCCUGACCAGAGGAGACCUGUGGAUCAGCUGGGAGAGCGGCAUGAAGGUGUUUGAGGAGCUGCUCCUGGACGCAGACUGGAGUGUGAAUGCUGGCAGCUGGAUGUGGUUGUCCUGCAGUGCCUUCUUCCAGCAGUUCUUCCACUGCUACUGUCCCGUCGGCUUCGGAAGAAGAACUGACCCAUCAGGAGAUUAUAUCAGGCGUUACAUCCCCAUCUUAAAGGACUAUCCCAACCGUUACAUCUACGAGCCGUGGAACGCACCGGAGUCCGUCCAGAAGGCGGCAAACUGCGUGGUGGGAGUGGAUUAUCCCAAACCCAUGAUCAACCACGCAGAGGGCAGCAGGCUCAACAUCGAGAGGAUGAAACAAGUCUACCAGCAGCUGUCCCACUACAGAGGACUCAGUCUACUAGCAUCAGUACCGACGAUCCAGGAGGAGGCAGAACCACCGAUGACCGAUGAGUCUCAGAACAGCAGCGGACCCGACUCUCCUCCCAGAGAUCCCGCCCACAGCGAAGCCGCUGGCUGCUCUACGGCUCCUGACUCGUCCACAGUCUACGUGUCCUGCGCUCCACAUCCAGAGCUGGAUGACGCACAGAACCCUCGCCCCUCUCAGACGCCCUGCACCUCCUCAGGCUCGCACCCUCCAACCCCUGCAGCCGUGUCAUGGACAUUUGUCGGCCACCCCCCGUCCACGGCGGCUCCUCCCUGCCCAGCAUCAGCUCACAGUCCUCUGUCAAGGUCGAGACCCCCCUCCCCUUCCUCGUCAUGUCUCACCUCGUCCCCGGCUCCGAGUCCGGCCGUGACCCCGGUUCAGACUUUUCCCAAGAGGAAAGGCCUCGCCCGCAAGGUGCGCCGCAGCCAGAGGCAGCGAGGGCGACCGAGCUGCGCUACGUCAGGCAGGGAGGGAGAGAGGACGGAGGAGGAGGAGGAGGAGGAGGAGGACACGGGAGAGGAUGAGAGGAUGGAGGAGGAUGUUGAUCAGGAGGAGGGGGAGAGAAUGGAGGAGGAGACUUCAGAGGCAGUGAGACAAGGUGGAGUUUGAAGAGAAUCGUCUUCAACACGUACAAGGAACAGCGUCACGCUAACAUCACACACACACACACACACACACACACUCACACACACACACACACACACACAUUCAACACACACACACAUUCAACACACACACACAUUCAACACAAGUGGAAUCAGUACAAAAGCAUCUUACUCACAUUUUCUCCCGUUAAUUAUCGACGACCUUCUUAAAUAAAUCAUUCUUUUUAGAACUGAUCCAGUCCAGAAUGACUGAACUCAGAAAACAAUCGUUCUUAUUCGAGACUCAAAAGAAUGAGAGUGAAGAGUAACCUUCUCUUGUACGUUUCCAUCUGUGACGGCUAACGAUGGGCUAACGAUGGGCUAACGAUGGGCUAACGAUGGGCUAACGAUGGGCUAACGAUGAGCAUCCUGAUGUCCUGAUUUCAUCUUCACAUCCGAGUUGAACCUGAGCUGUCGUACGCCUGCGCCGCUUCUUAACUUCAGGCUCUCUGCUCGGAGAAUGAGAAACUCAGUGGUUUGAUAAAGCUGCAUGUUUUGACAUUUUG
Molecule: messenger RNA, 2264 nt
Organism: Paralichthys olivaceus (Japanese flounder)
Lineage: Eukaryota; Metazoa; Chordata; Actinopteri; Pleuronectiformes; Paralichthyidae
Source: RefSeq, a predicted model, not a curated record